GCAAUCUACAUCGGUCCCACAGUCCUCCUCGGCUGGAUCAUCGCCAUCUGCGGCUGCGAAUUUCGCGUGCACACAUUCCGCGCCCUCGGACGCAUGUUCACGUACGAGCUAAGUAUCACCGAGAAACACCAGCUCGUCACCUGGGGACCAUACUCUGUCGUCCGGCAUCCCAGUUACACCGGAAUGUACGUCAACAUCGCCGGAGCCCUAACUUGCAUGCUCUCUCCCGGAUCGUGGCUACGUCAAUGCGACGUCUCCGAGUCUCCCGUCACGAUGGUAGUUUGGGUUUUAGUCGGGUUGUGGAUCGCCUAUUGGUCAUGGAUGAUACAGGUCUUCGUGAAAAGAGCUAUACAGGAAGAUGCGAUGAUGAGGGAAAACUUCGGAAAGCAAUGGGAUGAAUGGAGCGGCAGGGUCAAGUACAGACUUGUGCCGGGCGUA
Messenger RNA from Punctularia strigosozonata HHB-11173 SS5, 438 nucleotides. RefSeq lists its product as uncharacterized. The record is from RefSeq and is a predicted model, not a curated record. Gene Ontology annotation, molecular function: protein C-terminal S-isoprenylcysteine carboxyl O-methyltransferase activity. The transcript has a single exon. Gene Ontology annotation, biological process: C-terminal protein methylation. The annotation marks the transcript as partial. NCBI's taxonomy places the organism in Eukaryota, Fungi, Basidiomycota, Agaricomycetes, Corticiales, Punctulariaceae. Gene Ontology annotation, cellular component: membrane.